GAUGGAAAGAGAGAGAGAAACCAUUUUAAUGGAAACUACAAGGUAAAAAGGCGUCCUUUUUGGUUUGGUGGAAAUAAUAAAGAGGAAUUUUGGACUUCUUUAUCGUUCAUCAUCUUUAAAGGCAAAAUGAGCAACAAUGGUGGGACUGGAGAAAUGGAAAAUGCCAGCAAAGAGCGAGAGACAGAUGCUUCUCUGACCGGGGUUUGGGAGAUACCGGGAGAACCCGCCAUCAUUAUCAAUGGGGUGCCUGAUGUUUGCCCAAGUAAUGACACUUCUGCUCCUUGUAAUGCCAUUACUGUUCCAGAACCCGACGGAGAAAAAGUCAUCGGCGAAUGGCUGGAAGGGAGGGAAGUGCGGAAGUUGUUCGGAGGGCAGUACUAUUCAGGUGUUGUGACCGAGUUCGACAAAGAAGCGGGCUGGUACAGAGUGGUCUAUGAAGAUGGUGACUCCGAAGAUCUCGACUGGCAUGAGUUGGAAGAGGUUCUUCUGCCAUUGGAUAUCAUGGUUCCACUGAAAACUUUGGCUCUGAAAACAAUUAGGAGAACCAAGAGAACCGGACAAAAUGUGGUUCGAUCUCAUACCCGUCUGGCCAAGAAUGCGGCUACGAAGGGAUUCUUGGCCAGUGAGGGGACUCCGGUGAAUGAAGGCCAAUCGUCGAUGACGCCCAAUGACGGAUAUAGGCUGCAGGAAAGUGCACAAAGACUUGGCAUAUAGGAUUUAUGAUCAGAAAAUUCUACUGGAGAAGCCCAAGUGGGAUGUCUUUUUCUUGUGACUUGUUAACUACUGUACAUACGUAAUGUCAAGAAAACAAAGCCAUACACUUGAGUUGAACAUAUGUUAGUGCAAGAAAAUAGUAGACUUUCAUGGCAGUUAGUGAAUUUCAUAGGUUUGUAGAUGUACAAACGUUUGAAGUAUUGACUUUUCUUCUUUCA
Morus notabilis is the source of this 932-nucleotide messenger RNA. RefSeq names its product dirigent protein 17-like. The transcript is spliced from 2 exons. The record is from RefSeq and is a predicted model, not a curated record. Bases 127 to 714 code for a protein of 195 amino acids. NCBI's taxonomy places the organism in Eukaryota, Viridiplantae, Streptophyta, Magnoliopsida, Rosales, Moraceae.